Messenger RNA from Phialemonium atrogriseum, 3863 nucleotides. Its product is annotated as P-loop containing nucleoside triphosphate hydrolase protein. The record is from RefSeq and is a predicted model, not a curated record. Gene Ontology annotation, cellular component: peroxisomal membrane; peroxisome; cytosol. The coding region runs from base 105 to 3863 and encodes 1252 amino acids. Gene Ontology annotation, molecular function: ATP hydrolysis activity; ATP binding. The transcript has 2 exons. Lineage: Eukaryota; Fungi; Ascomycota; Sordariomycetes; Cephalothecales; Cephalothecaceae. Gene Ontology annotation, biological process: protein import into peroxisome matrix.
AAUUGCCCCGGCUGCGAUCAAGCUCCAAAAGAUGGCUUCCAAACAGCGUCUCCUACAAACCACCAACAUGAAUUCAGGCGACUUCCAACCUCCAGACCGAUAAGAUGGCCCCAAGAAGGAAUGCGCAGUCGACGGCAGCCGAAAUAUCGUUGGUGCAUUUGAAGAAUUGUCUUGCGAACCUGCCUUCAACGCUCGUUUCCUUGCUCGUAAAUGUGAAUACUCCGGCCCAAAAUGUCGUUGUCGAGCUUAACUACCGCCCUCCAGUCUCCCCGGAGAGCCCAAACUCCAAGGGUGCGUCGAGUCAGAAGUCGGUCUUUCUCGGUUGGACGGGAAUGCCCAGCAAGCGAAGAGUAGCACCGCUGGUCGGCCGUGAUGGAAUCAAUGGUUCAAGAGGAAACUUGGGCAACCGGGACAAGGAAGUCCCUCUUGUGGAAAUCGACGCGACCCUGGCAGCUACGUUGGGGAUUCAGGAUGGACAGAAGGUCAUGGCUAUCAUUCAUCUCGAUCCGCCCAUGGCGCACACGGUCAAUAUCGAGCCUCUCACGCCGGAAGACUGGGAGAUCAUCGAGCUGCACGCCACAUUCCUGGAAAUCAACAUGCUCUCCCAGAUACGUGCCCUGCCUAACCCGGCAUACGUGCCUGGGCCAGGGAUUAAAGCUAGCCCGCAUCCAUUAACGCUUCACCUCUCGCCGACCUCAACAGCCAAUGUCAAGAUCCUCUCGCUCGAGCCACCGCUACCUUCUGACUCGCCAUUUGCGAAGAUUGCUCCCGACGCCGAAGUCAUUGUUGCGCCGAAGACGAGGACAAAGCCGUCAAGGAGUAACCGCGAUAGCAAGAGUGUAGCCAGCACAUCGAGGAAAAGCUACAAAAGCAAUACGAGUACCGUGAGGAAUAAGAGCGCACGGGAGGAACGCAAGGCAACCUUGUUUUUGAGAGGGGUUACCAAGACAGUCUGUCAAGAAUGGUUCGACAGCGAGGAUGCAGGUGAUGAUCUGAGCGUCUGGGUGGAUCGCGAUAUCCGCUUCUCCCAAGAGUUCAAAGGCUUGAACUGGGUCACUGUGAGUGUACUGAGGCCGGUAGGCUUGGAAGAGCCGAUUGAACCGCAAAAUCAACAGCAAAAUUUGGAGACAGACGGGCCGAAACCUUGUCGGAAAGUGGUCGCCCGACUUCGGCCAUGGGAUGAGCCGCCGAACGGCCAGGCCGUAGCCCUGUCAGCGCCGCUGUGCGCGGCUUUGGCUUGUCAGGGAAUGGUCGGUGGAGUGGUCAAACUAGAGCCAGCUCCCGAGCAGCUUCCUCGCAAGCCCCUCCUGGACUCUGAUGGGACAUCGCGGGAUACUAUUCGACGCCUGAAAAUCUACCCCUUUAUAGCACAAGACGCGGUCUCCUCCGCUGGACUGAAGUUUGGCGGCGAGUCCAAGACUGAGCGGGAAGAAGCUGCGAAGCGAAUCCAGCACAUAUACGGCGCGAACUCCCGAGGACUGCUAUACGGCCCACUCACGGAUGGUCAGGUUCUAGGAGUGCAUGACGGCCUGGAAUACCGUCGCGGAUGGGAGGGCGGGAUCGUGAAAUUCGACCCGCCGGUUCCAUCGUCCACGCAGACUUCGAGCAAGGAUGUAGUCAGUUGGAUCCUUGGCUCAGAUUGGCAUCUUCCAGUGGAGGUUCAACCACCAAUCGCUUGGCCCGCUCCCUCUGGCCCGGGUAUGCCGAUGCCACCGCAUCCUCCGGCCGACUCGGUGCUUGUCGGCAUUGAUUCUCUUCUUCAAGAGCUCGAGUCUCACCUUGCUCACAUGUCUUCCGUCCUCUUAACGGGGGGGCUUGGAUCUGGCAAAACGUCGGUGGCACAAGCGGUUGCACACAAACUUCGAGUCGAUCAGCUCUGUCACACUACGUACUUCCCGUGCACGAUGCUCGUCAACGAUGAAAGCAGGAUCUCUACCAUCAAGAACACCCUAACCCGCCUCUUUAUGGCGGCGAGUUGGGGGGCCAGGCUUGGGGGCCGGUCGAUCGUGAUCUUAGACGACCUUGACAGACUCUGUCCAGCAGAGACGGAACUGCAGGUCGGGAACGAGAAUGGCCGCAGCCGACAGAUCAGCGAGGCCAUCUCCUCUAUUGUGAGACAGCACUGUGGGAAAGACCAGAACGUUGUCCUCUUGGCCACAUGCCAGGGAAAGGACUCGCUCCAUAAUGUUUUAGUUGGUGGGCAUGUAGUUCGGGAGAUUGUCGACCUGCACGCUCCAGACAAGGAGGUUCGGAGGCGGAUCAUGGAAGCCAUUACCAAGCAGAAUUCCGUCGCGCCCUUGGAGCCGAGACCAGCACAGUCUGUCAGUAGCCGUCCAACCACUGCAGACGGAACAUCAACCGGCGAUGACGGGGAUGCGUGGAUGGACGGCUCAAGCCAAUCGAAAGACCCGAAAUCCCCGACACCUGCUGCGGGAUUCCUGAUCGAUACAGACCUAGAUUUCCUGGAUGUUGCGGGCCAGACCGAUGGGUACAUGCCCGGAGACAUCAAGUCGCUCGUUGCAAGAGCCCGCAACGAGGCCCUAAUACGCACGGUCGGGGACGUUGACUUCGGCCAAGAUUUGCCUGUGCAGCUUGGUCGCGCCGAUUUUGAUAAAGCCCUGGUGGGGUUUACCCCAGCUUCGUUGCGAAAUGUCACUCUUCAGAGUUCGACUACUACCUUCGAUUCGAUAGGUGGUCUACAAGAGACGCGAAAGGUUCUGCUGGAGACAUUGCAAUACCCCACCAAAUACGCGCCAAUCUUUGCCCAAUGCCCCUUAAGGCUGCGGUCUGGACUUCUACUCUACGGGUAUCCCGGAUGCGGCAAGACUUUGCUCGCCAGCGCGGUAGCGGGGGAAUGCGGCCUCAACUUCAUCAGCGUAAAGGGCCCGGAGAUCCUGAACAAAUACAUCGGCGCGUCCGAGAAGAGCGUACGAGACCUGUUUGAGCGCGCCCAAGCGGCAAGGCCUUGCGUCCUUUUCUUCGACGAGUUCGAUUCCAUCGCGCCCAAGCGAGGCCAUGAUUCUACAGGCGUCACGGAUCGGGUAGUCAAUCAGCUCCUCACUCAGAUGGAUGGCGCGGAGGGGCUGUCCGGAGUCUACGUCUUGGCGGCUACGUCCCGGCCGGAUCUCAUCGAUCCGGCACUGCUGCGGCCCGGACGUCUAGAUAAGUCGCUCCUCUGUGACUUCCCGGGCCUCGAAGAUCGCAUCGACAUACUCAAGGCGCUCGCCAAGACGGCCAGGGUCAGCGACGAGGUCCUCGAUUCGGAGGACGAUCUGGUCGAGCUCGGCCGGCGAACGGAAGGCUUCACCGGCGCCGACCUCCAAGCCCUGGUCUCGAACGCGCAGCUAGAGGCCAUCCACGACGCCCUGAGCCACCACGACGCCGCGGACGGGGCGGGGGAUCCCAACGGCCGCCGGUACAAGGCCAAGAAGCCCGCCGACGGCGCCCCGGCUCGCAACUUCGUCCAGUUCAGAUACGGCCAGGAGGAGUCCAAGGCCGAUGCCCAGCGCCGCGCCAGGUCGGGGGCGAGCCGGUCGUCGGAGCUCGCCGAACAGGCCGCCAUCUCGGCGAAGCUGGAGGGCAUCAAGCUCGCGCGCAAGAGGGCAAAGCAGGGCCAUGCUGAGACCGCAGGUGGUCGCGGAGCCUCCUCUGAGAAGGGGCAGCAGGAGAAGCAGCAAAACAGAAAGGUCGUGAUCGGCUGGAAGCACCUGGCCGCGGCGCUGGAGGACACGAGGGCCAGCAUCAGCGCGGACGAGAGGAGGCGGCUGGGGAGGAUAUAUCACGAGUUCGUCGUCGGGAGGAGCGGGGAGAUGAGGGAUGGGCAGGGGAGCAUGGAGAUAGGGGGGAGGAGCAGUCUCAUGUGA